Molecule: messenger RNA, 1452 nt
Organism: Fonsecaea erecta
Lineage: Eukaryota; Fungi; Ascomycota; Eurotiomycetes; Chaetothyriales; Herpotrichiellaceae
Exons: 3
Coding region: 1-1452 (483 amino acids)
Biological process (GO): peptidyl-lysine monomethylation
Cellular component (GO): nucleus
Molecular function (GO): protein-lysine N-methyltransferase activity; protein binding
Source: RefSeq, a predicted model, not a curated record
AUGGUCGACGUUGUCCAACCACUUGGACGCUUGAAUUUUGACCGAGCGACUGCCCAUUUCGUCGAAUGGUUCACUGCCGCCGAUGGGACUCGGUUGAGUCCCAAGGUCCAGCUCAAGGAUCUGAGAAGUGAAAAUGCGGGCAGAGGAGCAGUCGCUGUUGAGGACAUCGAAGAGGAUGAGGAGUUGUUCGCUAUUCCUCGAUCUCUUGUGCUUACAGCCACAACGUCAAGCAUUCCCCCGGCUGUGCUCGAACCUCUUAGUGAAACCGGACAGUGGCAGCCCUUGAUCGUCACUCUCAUCUAUGAAUACCUGCGAAACGAAAGUUCACCAUGGCAUGCCUAUUUUCAAGUCCUCCCUACGCAGUUCGACAGUCUCAUGUUUUGGAAUGCUGAAGAGCUCAAGACAUUGCAGGCCAGUGCCGUGGUCGACAAGAUCCGUAGAAACCAAGCUGAAGAGUCCUGGAAAGAGAAAAUGAUACCAAUCAUGCUGUCACACCCUGAUCUGUUUCCUGUGGCUGGUCAAAGUGACUCCGACCGCACAGAGCAAUUGAUCAAGCUUGCCCACAUGGCGGGCAGCUCAAUUAUGGCCUAUGCUUUCGACAUUGACAAAGACGAUGAAAAGAACGGUGCGAGCGAUGGCUCGGAAGACGAGUUCGAAGACGAUGAUGAAGAUGAGCCGCUUAAGGGUAUGGUGCCUUUUGCUGACAUGUUGAACGCAGAUGCCCACAGAAACAACGCACGACUCUUUCAAGAAACCGACUACCUCAUCAUGAGGUCUACCAAGCAUAUCAAAGCCAGCGAGCAGAUCUUCAACGACUAUGGCCCGCUCCCACGUUCAGACCUCCUCCGCAUGUACGGCUACAUUACUGAUAACUAUGCUCAGUAUGACGUUGUCGAGAUAUCGCAUGAGCUUCUUCUCGAAGUGGCUGGCAAGAAUCACGGCACUAAAGAUGCGGCUUGGUUGAAACGAGCAGAACAACUUGAGGAAAUAGGUGUCAUUGACGAUGGCUAUGCCAUCCCUAGAGCUGCUCCAGCAGUGAAAGAGCUUGAUCAGGCCAUACCGGGACAGCUGCAUAUGCUCUUGCGUGCUCUGUGCAUGGAGCCCACAAAAUCACCAAGAGACACUGUCAGCAUCAAGGAGGCCGCACUACUGCAGUCUGUCCUCACGAAAAGACUGUCAGAAUAUGGCACAUCUCUAGAGGCCGACCGGUUUGUUCUGGAGUCCUUGGCGGGUUCUGAAUCAUCCCAAUCACUCAUCCCCUCCCAAUGCAACAAGAAUCGAUUCGUCAUGGCUCUGCAAGUGAGAAUUGGAGAGAAGGAGAUCUUAAACCAGCUGAUCGGACUGUGCCAGGCCCACAUUGCACAGAAGAACGAGGAGAUGACAGCAAGAUCCACCAAACGGCGAAUCAACGAUGACUUCGAUAACAAACCAAAGAAAUCGUCGCGAAAAUGA